This is a messenger RNA of Fragaria vesca subsp. vesca, 1092 nucleotides long. RefSeq names its product DNA repair protein RAD51 homolog 4-like. Gene Ontology annotation, cellular component: replication fork; Rad51B-Rad51C-Rad51D-XRCC2 complex; centrosome. Gene Ontology annotation, molecular function: single-stranded DNA binding; ATP-dependent DNA damage sensor activity; ATP hydrolysis activity. Gene Ontology annotation, biological process: DNA strand invasion; double-strand break repair via homologous recombination; telomere maintenance. The coding region runs from base 1 to 951 and encodes 316 amino acids. Lineage: Eukaryota; Viridiplantae; Streptophyta; Magnoliopsida; Rosales; Rosaceae. The record is from RefSeq and is a predicted model, not a curated record. The transcript is spliced from 10 exons.
AUGGCACCCCUCAAAGCUCUGGAGCUAGAGUACCCAAUAAUCGACUCCAAUUUCCAGGCUUUUUGUGCCUCACAUGGCAUCCUCUCAGUGGAAGAUUUCCUCAUUCAUGACAUGUAUGAGUUGACUGCGUUCGCAAAACAACAGCCCAACUCUGAAAAACUCAAGCAGAGCAUUACCCAGAUUCUCUCUAUUAUUGAUGCUCAGCACCCACCAUGGGUGAAUGGUAUGGAGCUUUUAGAUGAUGCUCUACAUAGGAAACAUGUACUUCCAACUGGGUGUGAAGGGAUUGAUUUGUUAUUGGGAGGUGGAUUACGUGAGGGACAAUUAACUGAACUCGUUGGGCCGUCAUCUUCUGGUAAAACACAAGUCUGCCUGCUUGCUGCUUCAAAUCUUGCAUCGCAGCACAUGGGUACUGUUGUAUACCUAGACACAGGAAACUCUUUCUCCACCCAACGAAUUGCAGAGUUUGUUGGUCGAUUCUCCAACCACACGUUUAGUCAGGCAGGCCAAAGGAAUUUUCAGAAAGCAAUGAACAACAUCUUGUGCCAUUCCGUGUUUGACAUCUUUACAAUGUUCAAUGUGUUACAUCGGCUGGAGUUCAGUUUGAAAUCUCAGAAAGGAGGGCAGGUGCAGUUGCUUAUUGUUGAUUCGAUUUCUUCACUAAUUACGCCAAUUCUUGGGAACACAAGUUCACAGGGACGUGCUUUGAUGACAUCUGCUGGAUAUUUGUUAAAGAAAUUGGCACAUGAGCAUAAUAUUGCGGUACUGGUGACCAAUCACACAGUAGGUGGAGAAAAAGGUAUUGCAAAACCAGCUCUUGGCCAGACCUGGAAGAGCGUAGCACAUGUGAGGCUUCUGCUUUCCGCUGACCAUGGAAAUGAUACCCGGAGUAUUUCAGUGCUAAAACACCCGUCUAUGGCUUCUGGCAAGGUUGCGAGAUUUAGAGUGUAGGGGGAAAUCGGAAUAGCAUAUUUGAUCAUAUAGUACUUGGCACAAUGAAAAUAUUAGGAAGAGUAAAUUGAUGAUAAUUCAAGCUGUUGUUUAUGAGGAUACUGGAGAUUCUUAGCAUGGAUUAACUAGGAACUGGCCUUG